This is a messenger RNA of Zasmidium cellare ATCC 36951, 513 nucleotides long. RefSeq lists its product as uncharacterized. The record is from RefSeq and is a predicted model, not a curated record. Gene Ontology annotation, molecular function: DNA binding; cyanate hydratase activity. Lineage: Eukaryota; Fungi; Ascomycota; Dothideomycetes; Mycosphaerellales; Mycosphaerellaceae. The coding region runs from base 1 to 513 and encodes 170 amino acids. The transcript has 4 exons.
AUGUCCCACAAGCAAGGAACCUCGAGUGGUGCUCCCAUCACCGUCUUAACUCAAGACCUCGUCCACAAACUCCCCGCCCACAGCCCCCUCCUCUUCGCGCAAAAGAAAGCCAAAAACCUCUCCUUCGAAACCAUCGCCGCCGAGCUCGGCCGCGAGGAAGUCGCCGUCGCCGCCAUCUUCUACGGCCAAGGCAACGCCUCCGACGAAGACAUCACCAAGCUCUCCCAAAUCCUCGACAUCCCCGAGGAGGUGCUGCGACAGACGGAGAUCACGGCGCUGCCGGAUCGCGGCCGGAGCAUGGAGAUGCCGCCGAAGGAGCCGUUGAUGUAUCGGCUGUAUGAGAUUGUGCAGAAUUAUGGGUAUGCGUAUAAGGCGGUGAUGAAUGAGAAGUUUGGGGAUGGGAUUAUGAGCGCGAUUAGUUUUUCGACGAAGGUCGAGAAGGAGACCGAUGACAAGGGCGAUUGGGUAAAGAUCACGCUGAGGGGCAAGUGGUUGCCAUAUACGCGCUUCUAA